Zeugodacus cucurbitae (melon fly) is the source of this 3234-nucleotide messenger RNA. RefSeq names its product adhesion G-protein coupled receptor G7. Gene Ontology annotation, cellular component: membrane. The record is from RefSeq and is a predicted model, not a curated record. The transcript is spliced from 2 exons. NCBI's taxonomy places the organism in Eukaryota, Metazoa, Arthropoda, Insecta, Diptera, Tephritidae. Gene Ontology annotation, molecular function: G protein-coupled receptor activity. The coding region runs from base 145 to 2913 and encodes 922 amino acids. Gene Ontology annotation, biological process: G protein-coupled receptor signaling pathway; cell surface receptor signaling pathway.
UUUGGUUUGGUUGGCGGAGCACGUCAGAUUGCAAGCGCUUCGCGGAUUUGUGCACGGAAAUGCACAGUUGAAACGAAGUUCUCAAAAGUUCGAAUACCAACGGAGUGAUUCAACGAGCGUUUAUUGUGUGCUGAAAUUUAUAAAAUGAAUUUGAAAAUACUAAUUUUGUUUGUGACCAUUUUACAUCAAUACCAAAACAAACUACUGGUCAGUGCCCAUUUGAGACCCUUACAUGCCGAUCCAGACAGCGAGGAAGAUGGGAGUACAGAUUAUAGGCUGCCGAAAUUGCCGUACGUAAUUAGUUCAACGAUUUCACGCAAGCAAGAGGAACAGCCCCGAAAUUGGCGAGGACUUACUUCUGUUAAUGCUAGUUCAACAGAUACUUCUACUACCACUAAUACUAUUACGACUACAGCUACCCCACAGCACAAACUAAACGAUAAUGGUCCUCAUUCCAACAUGGACAGCUAUGGCAGUGGCAGUGUCAGCGAUAGUGAGGAAGCCGACUUGGACCGCACUUCCGCAUCGCAAAGCAGCAGCAGCACUGAGUUCGAGCGCACUACCAGCGAUUCGCCCCGCCUACGCUACUGCUUGCCGGAAGUUUUCGAGCACGAUUACAUCAUCGUCGAGAAUUACACACAUCCCAAUACGAAUAUGUGGAAACGCGCACGCAUAGGAGAGCGCGCGGGCCUCAGCGAGGUGUGCCUGAAGCCAAAUGGCUUGCCAUUGACGCGCUUGUGCCGUUACAAUCCGCGGAGUCGUGCCGCCGAGUGGGAGGACAUCAGCGGUUGGGGGCGCGUCACUUGUAUGCGACAAACGCGCGAGUGCAUACUUAGCGACAAGCUGAAUUCGUUGCACGAGUCGCUGCUCGGUGGGCAGCUGCUGCACGCUGGUGUGGCGCAACGCAGUCAAGUGACUAGCGAAUUGUAUACAAUGCUGCGCGAAAAGAACUUCAAACUGCUGCCCGCCGACGUGCAUUUGACGUCACAGAUACUGCAUGAAGUCGCCAUAACCGCGCAAGAUCCCGAGGUUUCGCCGGAUAUGGUGCGUAUAUGUGAUCGCCUCAUGUCGAGUGAUGAGCAGGUGUUGCGCAUAUCGGCCGAUUUGAAUGCCACCAACUCCAUUCUGCAGACGUUUGAGGAGUACAUGGAUGCGCUCUCCGCGCGACAAGUGCCGACAGCUGGCUGUUCUAGUACUUCAACAACAACCAUUGUUUCACGUCCGAGUGCAGAGGCGGAAGCGGAUAUCGGCAGCAGCUACUCAAAGGCGGUGGAGGAAGUGAAAAUGGGGCACUUGGGUGUACGCGCACACAUUUCCACAAACAUCAGUGUGUUCUUUCUGAAUCCCGAAUGCGCCAACAUAUCGGGCAUUGCCUUGUACGCGCCGACGGCACAGCAAAGCAGGAGUUCGUCAUCUCCACACGCUUUGUUCAGUACAGUGGUGCCGAACUUCCGCUAUCGCUUUAUUGCCAUGAAUGAAUCGGUGGAAGCGCUGUCGCAGGAGCCCGAGCUGCAGGUGGCCAGCUUUCUUCCCAUGUCCCUCUGGCAACAUGUGAGUACGAAGCUGCGGGCGAAAGGCAAAGUACCUGUGAUUGUUAUGAAAGUUUAUGGACAUGACGCGCUGUUCGUAGAUCCGGCAUUGGUGCAAACGCGCAAACCGUUUAGCAAAAUUCUAUCCAUUUCCAUACCGGGAUACAAUGAAAAUUUCCCGCAACCAUUAAGCUUUCUGCUGCGCAACCGUUUCGAUUAUAUGGACCCGUCGCUCAUAGCGCAACCAGGCACCGGCUGCGGCUACUGGAACUACAGCACAUGGGUGAAUACUGGCGUUCAGACGGACAUUCAAGAUUUGCUCAAACAGUCCGUUAUAGAGUGCCGCACACUGCAUUUGACGCAGUUCUCGUUUCUCUUGGGCGGCACCUACAAGCAGGCGGACAUUACCGAUGAUGUGCUCAUUACGCCCAUUCAUCUGCGUGCGUUGGACAUAAUAUCGCUUGUGGGCUGUUCGCUUUCCCUGAUGGGCCUGCUGUGCAUUUGGAUCACGGCGGCGAUGUUCAAAAAUUGGCGAUCGCUUGCCUCCACCAAAAUACUGUUAAACCUGUGUGUCGCCCUGACUUUGCAAAUGGUGCUCUUUGUCUUCGUCAACACAGAGGACAUGUCCGCCGAGCUGGUGGAGGACCGUCUAUACAUAAACUGCGUGCUCUUGGGCGCUUUUCUGCAGUACUCCAUAUUGGUGCUCUUCAUGUGGAUGCUAAUCAUAGCGGUGCUGCAGUUCCAGCGUUAUGUGACCGUUAUCGGUAUAGAACGUCCGAAACGAUACAUACUUAAAUCGGCGAUCGUUGCGUGGGGCUUUCCGCUCUUACCCACCUUACUUGUGGCCUGCAUUGCGCCCAGGUCGUACAUACCCACCGAAUAUGAGCUACAAACAAGCACUGCCAUAUGCUAUCCCAGCGGAUUGGGUCUGGCGCUGGGCGUUAUUCUGCCGAUUACCGCCGUCGUCAUCGUCAAUCUUACCAUUUUCAUUUAUGUAUUCUACAGCAUCUCGCACACGCUUAAUCAGGCCAUUCACCGCAGCGAGAAGAAACUGAUCACGAAGCAGAUACGUUUGUCGGUGUUGUUGUUUUUCCUGCUCGGCAUUUCGUGGAUCUUCGGCUUGUUCGCUUACAUGCAAGCCGGCGUUAUCUUCUCCUACAUCUUUUGCCUCACUGCCACACUGCAAGGCUUCGUGCUGUUCGUCUAUUUCGUCCUGCUGGACGAGGUGCCGCGCAGUGCUUGGCUGAAUUUGCUCCACCCUCAGCGGAAGAAGAACAGCGGCAAACGAGCAACCGAAUUGCAGUCGAUUACGGCUUCGACAGGUCUGGAGAGUGGCGUGUGUGCGCACGACACUACGAGCAUGACGCGUCAGGGCAGAAAUUAGAAUUCAAAUCGAGAUACCGCACCACAGGCCCCUCAGACGGAGGACAAUUCGGUGUAGUCAUCAAUUCAUUAUAGACUGAAAGAUAUACACACACACACAGACAAAUAUUGUUUGUGUAUCGCCAGCAUUUCAGCUUUCAGCAAAGUCACCCACAUCCACACCAACACAGUAGUAUUUUAUGUACCUUCUAGUUUUAAGUGGAAUACACACAUAUUUAUUAUCUGUAUGUACGACCUUACUCCAUACUUUAUAUUUACUUCUUUGGAAGCAUGUUGAACAAAAAGUACCAAAAAUCUAGAAAUAUUAUAUAUAAAACGACAA